Molecule: messenger RNA, 1157 nt
Organism: Spizellomyces punctatus DAOM BR117
Lineage: Eukaryota; Fungi; Chytridiomycota; Chytridiomycetes; Spizellomycetales; Spizellomycetaceae
Exons: 1
Coding region: 78-1019 (313 amino acids)
Biological process (GO): fatty acid elongation
Cellular component (GO): endoplasmic reticulum
Molecular function (GO): oxidoreductase activity
Source: RefSeq, a predicted model, not a curated record
CCGCCUCAAAGUGCCACUGGCACUGCAAGUAUAUCUCAAGGACCCAAGCGGGAACGUCCUCGGUCCAAAGGUCAAGAAUGCUACAGACGUUGGAACAAGCGAUAUAUCUAAUAGGUGUCAUAAUCUUGCUGAAAACUACCUACGCUUUCGGCAAUUGGGUCAAGGACACCUUCUUCGUUAACAAAGACUCACUCCUAAAGUACCAAACUGACUCCAAAAAUGCUUAUGCGGUCGUUACUGGUCCAACCGGUGGUAUAGGACAAGCCUUUUGCGAUGAACUGGCGUCAAAGGGUUUUAAUUUGAUUCUCGUGGGACGAAACCAGACCAAACUCGACAAGCUCAAGGAGGGUGUAAGUAGACGGUACCCAGCCAUCCGCAUCCAAACUGUGAUAUCCGAUGCGAAGGAUACCACACCAGAGAACUUUUCUCGGGUCGCCGAGGCAGUUGCUGCCGCUGGUACUGUCAGCAUCCUAGUCAACAAUGUCGGUGCGAUGAAUAAGCUCUAUGGUACACUGGAAGAAACGUCCUCUGAGGAACUGGAGUCUAUUAUUCGCAUCAACUGCACCUAUACAACCCUUCUUACGAAAAGUAUCCUCCCAAUACUCAAGAAGAACCGCUCUUCACGAAGCCUGAUUCUGAACGUCAGCUCUGCUAGCAGUUACGGACCCGGGCCACUCAUGUCGGUGUACGCAAGUUCCAAAUGGUUUAUAAGCGGCCUGUCGGAAGCGAUCCGUUUGGAACUGCGCGGGUCUAAUGUUGAUGUUACCUGCGUUUGUCCUGGUUUCGUCAAAUCGGACAUGUGCCAGCUUCCAGAUGCUGCGGAUCCCGUCGUAGUCGCACAGCAAACCUUUGGAAAGGUGCACUUGAAAAACUUUAGUCCCUACUGGCAGCAUGCGGCCACAUUUGGUCUUUUGGCACAACUCCCAGGUUGGCUCAAGGAUCGCUUGCUUUUGACGGUCGUCAACCAGGCUGGAAAGGUGCAUAAUGCGAGCGUUCUUGAACGCAGGAAACACAACUGAACUGGGGUACACCAAAGCAACUCUAUAUAUGUAGUUAAUGUAGACAAAAAAAAACACUAAGAACUGAGAACUGUAAGAGUAUUCACUCAGCGUUAGCCACAGCUGGCCUGUAAAUCAAACAAAUGUCAAACUUUUAAA